UGCGCAGGGCGGGCGACCCCGCCGCGGGCCCGAGGCCGAGCCAGCGAGCGGCCUGCCCCGUUGCCGGGAGCCCGCCUCUCCGGGCCUCCCUACUUCCCCAUCCCGGUCCCUCUCCUCGGGGCCUUCUAUAUGGGCCACCUUCUCUCGAAGGAGCCGCGUAACCGCCCGAGCCAGAAGAGGCCUCGCUGUUGCAGCUGGUGCCGCCGCCGCCGUCCUCUCCUCAGGCUGCCCCGCCGGACCCCGGCCAAGGCGCCCCCCCAGCCGGCGGCGCCCCGGAGCCGGGACUGCUUCUUCCGCGGGCCUUGCAUGCUCUGCUUCAUCGUGCACAGCCCCGGCGCGCCCGCCCCCGCCGGCCCAGAGGAGGAGCCGCCGCUGUCGCCGCCGCCGCGGGACGGGGCCUACGCCGCGGCCGCCUCCUCGCAGCACCUGGCGCGGUGCUACGCGGCCCUGGCUGCCGAGGACUGCGCUGCCGCCGCCCGCCGCUUCCUGCUCUCCUCGGCCGCCGCCGCCGCCGCCGCCGCCUCGGCCUCGUCGCCCGCCUCCUGCUGCAAAGAGCUGGGGCUGGCUGCGGCCGCCGCCUGGGAGCAGCAGGGCCGGAGCCUCUUCUUGGCCAGCGUGGGGCCCGUGCGCUUCCUGGGGCCGCCCGCCGCCGUGCAGCUCUUCCGGGGGCCGCCGCCGCCGCCAGCCGAGCCCCCCACGCCCCCUGAGAUGGUGUGCAAGCGGAAGGGGGCCGGGGUCCCCGCCUGUACCCCCUGUAAGCAGCCCCGCUGCGGCGGCGGGGGCUGCGGCGGUGGAGGCGGCGGCGGAGGAGGGCCCGCGGGGGGAGGCGCUUCGCCGCCGCGGCCCCCCGACGCCGGCUGCUGCCAGGGCCCAGAGCAGCCAUCGCAGCCUCUCUGUCCCCCGCCCUCCUCUCCCACUUCCGAAGUUGCCCCAGCAGAGGCCGGCGGGGACGCCGUCCGAGCGGGGGGCACCGCCCCCUCGCCUGCCCAGCAGCAGCGUGAAUGCGGCGACGCGGACUGUCAGGAGCCCCCCGAAAACCCCUGUGACUGUCAUAGGGAGCCGCCCCCUGAAGCCCCAGACAUCAAUCAGCUGCCGCCCUCCAUCCUGCUCAAGAUAUUUUCCAAUUUAUCCCUGGAUGAGCGUUGCCUUUCUGCAUCAUUGGUUUGCAAGUACUGGCGUGAUCUUUGUUUAGAUUUCCAGUUCUGGAAGCAGCUGGAUCUUAGUAGUCGUCAGCAGGUCACUGAUGAAUUAUUGGAAAAAAUUGCAUCAAGAAGUCAAAAUAUAAUUGAAAUCAACAUUUCUGAUUGUCGCAGUAUGUCUGAUACUGGCGUAUGUGUUCUAGCAUUUAAGUGUCCUGGACUUCUUAGGUAUACAGCCUACAGGUGUAAACAACUUUCUGACACCUCUAUUAUUGCGGUCGCCUCUCACUGUCCUUUACUUCAGAAAGUUCAUGUAGGCAACCAGGACAAACUUACUGAUGAAGGACUCAAACAGCUGGGCUCAAAAUGCAGAGAACUCAAAGAUAUUCAUUUCGGCCAGUGUUACAAGAUCUCAGAUGAAGGCAUGAUCGUCAUAGCUAAGGGCUGUCUGAAACUGCAAAGAAUAUACAUGCAGGAAAACAAAUUAGUGACAGAUCAGUCGGUGAAAGCGUUUGCUGAGCACUGUCCCGAACUUCAGUAUGUUGGCUUCAUGGGUUGUUCGGUUACUUCUAAAGGAGUCAUUCACCUAACCAAGCUAAGAAACCUUUCCAGCUUGGACCUACGUCAUAUCACUGAACUGGAUAAUGAAACCGUGAUGGAAAUUGUCAAGAGGUGCAAAAAUCUUAGCUCUCUCAACCUCUGUCUGAACUGGAUCAUAAAUGACAGGUGUGUGGAGGUCAUUGCAAAGGAAGGACAAAACCUGAAAGAGCUGUAUUUGGUUUCCUGUAAAAUCACAGAUUAUGCACUGAUAGCCAUUGGGCGAUACAGCAUGACAAUAGAGACUGUGGAUGUUGGAUGGUGUAAAGAAAUUACAGAUCAAGGAGCCACCCUGAUUGCACAGAGCAGCAAGUCUCUGAGAUAUUUGGGGCUGAUGAGAUGCGAUAAAGUCAAUGAAGUGACGGUGGAACAGCUGGUGCAGCAGUACCCACACAUCACCUUCAGCACCGUCCUGCAGGACUGCAAGAGGACCUUGGAGAGAGCCUAUCAGAUGGGCUGGACUCCCAACAUGUCUGCCGCCUCCUCCUAACACUCCCGCCCCCGCCUAUGUCCGCUGGGAUCGCUCAGCAGGGCAGAGGGGAAUUGUAGAUUUGGGGUGGGUGAUCUCUUGGAAAGGUUUUAACUGUCAUAUGUCUACGUGUGUACCCAGGUGUGUAUAUUUGUGUCUCGUUUGCAUUCAGCAUAGCAUAAGCGCAAUUACUAUUUGUUCCUAGGUGAGCUGAGUUUUUCCUUAAAAAUUAAAGAUUUUGAAAGCCACAAACCUUUUAGUUUUUAAAUUCAAAGGCUUAUUUCUCUCAAAGAAAUAUUUUUUUUUACUAUACAAUCAAAAAAAUUGGGUCUCUUGUUUUGAGCUUCUAAUUACUGCCACUUUGAGAUGCCCAAAAUUGAAGGCAGCUGCCUUCUUUUCUCAUUGGAUGGAAUUGUGCGCUCUACUGAUGACCAGAACAGAAGUGAUGUUGCACUAGUUAGAAGCCUGGAAACCAGUACUUUUCAAAAAUUGAAGCACAUACGCACAUAUAGGUUCUCGCAUUCUGUCGUAUACACGCACAUGUGCAUGUGCACUUACACACACACAAGGGCAGUCUCUUUCCAGAUCAUUUUCUGAUAAGUGGCCUUCCUCCAGGCCACUGAGGGAGCAUGUCAUCCGCUGUGACUCUACCUGGCUCAUUGUAUCCACAGGUGGCCAACUUGCUAUGUGGUGGGUAACUUAGGGACUAGAGAGAAAAAAGCCUUUUGUGAAGUUUUUAUAUAGAGGCAACAAUCGGGACUCCCCUGGCCAGCUCACAAAAGUUAAUUAUUCAUUAUUCUACAAAUGCAGUCUGUUGAGUACUAAAUGUUUUUGUUGAGUUUUACGUUAACAUUGUGUUGUCUUUUUUUUUCAUGGAUAGUAACUGGUCCAGAUAUAUUUUAAUGAUAUUUGGAGCUAAUCUUAGCAUUAUCCACUUUAAAGCCACCAAUUGUAAUUAAGAGUGUGCAGUUAUUUAAAAAAAAUCCUACAGAUCAUUCAAUUAUUUUUGUUAAUUUUGGUAAUUAUGAAAGUAUAUUUCUGAGAUUGGGGGUAGUCACAUUAAUAGAAGAUUAAUGAAUGAGAUGUAAGUAGACAAUCUUUCGAUCGAUUUCUUUUCUUUUUUCUUUUGCUUUGGGCUUUAGAAGAGGCUUUUUGGAUAUAUGCACGUUUUCAUUUUUUGAAUAGUUCUUAUGCUACUGCAAAGAUCUGUUGUUGGUUGAUGUAUAAGUUAAGAAGAAAAAUUAGAAAAUCUUUUUAUUAAGAUUCUGUUUACUCUUGUCAGAAAUAAACAUUUCUUUUGUUUAAUUAAAGAUUGCUAGCUUUCAGUUAAGACAGUAUCUAUCAGUAAAUGAAUAUAUGUUUUGAUUUCACACAUCUUUGCAAUGAAUUCAUAGUAGGGACUCAGGCUCAAAUAACCUUUCCUGUGUCUAGAUGUAUAAUCAAGAUGGCAGGGAGCCUUUUUAAGCUAAAGAGUGAUUAUCUUUCAUCGCAGAGCUAGAUAUAAACCCUGACUUGUGAGUUUGGUAUUUAUUCUUCCCCAAUGUGGACAUAACUGUUUUUUGGUCUUUAACAGAUAUACUAAGGUUGGAGUUUCACUUUCUGUAAGUCCCAAUAUUGCUAAAAUUACUAGCUGUAAGAAAUGAAAAAUAGCUUUACAAUUCAAAUGCCAUUCACUUAUUUAUAAUGACUCCUUUUUUUUGUAAACAACUGUUUCCUUUGAUUAUGUCAACAUGUUUCUGAUGUGGCAUUUUUUUGCUUUUAAUCCCAAUCAGUUAGGAAAAUCUAGUCAGUAAGCACCAAGGGUAUUUUUUCCAUCAGUAAAUGGGUUACUAAUUUAAUGGGAAGGGAAUAAAAUUUGUGUCAGAAAAAAAGCUGUUUACUAUUAAUAAAUUGUAGUUUUUCUUAUACAUCAAACUGUAUCGUUUUCAUAUUCAUUUCCCCAACACUGAAAAAUAUCUUAAUUCAUAAUGUUUUAACUGUUUUUAAUCCAAAACUAAUUUAUAAGACAGGUAUAUAUAGUAAUAGUAGCUUGAGUAAAUAAGCAAAAGUUUAAUUUUUAUAUAUGUUACACUAUAUUUUAAAUAGUUAAAAAAGACAAAAGAAGGGAGAGCCAUCAAUGAGAUAGAUGGUGCCAUUUCAGUUCAAAGUUGUAAUAAUCUUUGGAGUGUUACAGUUUGAUUGUCAGAUGGUUUCAGAAGUGUAUAAUUGAUUUGUUUUUAACGUUGCGUUGUUUGGAUCUAAAGUACAGCACUGUAACAUGCUUUAGCUUGGGGGUUGGGGGCUUGCACUUAUCCUUUAGGAUGUUCAUUAAUCCAGAAAGCCUGAUGCAACAUAACCUGGAAAACUGCUUUGGUAUAUUUGUAGAAAUCUGUGGAAAUAUCAUGUCCAGCCUCAAAGCAUUAAUCUCAAAAAACAGCCAGCAAAAGCAUCACCUUGAGUGAUCCUGUGAUGGUUGAAAGUGUGUUCUCAUUAGAUGCUUUGAAAUGAGGCUUCCAGUGAUUUUUCUGGGCAAUAUAGACUUUCUUUUUUUGCUUAGAGUGUCAUAAAUAUAUGUGAACACGUUUAAUGCAGGGCUUUUUAUCCUCUCCAAAAUGUCAACAGUAUUUUCAGAAUAAAGAUUAUGAAAUAUAUUGCUGUAGUGGAAAAUUCUGGUCCUUUGUCUUUAAUGUCUUUUUGAGUGGAUAAAGGAAAUUCACCCGGUUUGUAGUUUCUAUAUUUCCGUGAGUCUUUUGACCUUGCAAUGGGUUGCAAUAAAAGAGAAACAAAA
Messenger RNA from Equus caballus (horse), 4972 nucleotides. RefSeq names its product F-box and leucine rich repeat protein 17 (gene FBXL17). The record is from RefSeq and is a predicted model, not a curated record. Gene Ontology annotation, cellular component: SCF ubiquitin ligase complex. NCBI's taxonomy places the organism in Eukaryota, Metazoa, Chordata, Mammalia, Perissodactyla, Equidae. Gene Ontology annotation, molecular function: protein binding. Gene Ontology annotation, biological process: SCF-dependent proteasomal ubiquitin-dependent protein catabolic process.